This is a messenger RNA of Lathyrus oleraceus (garden pea), 558 nucleotides long. RefSeq lists its product as uncharacterized. Lineage: Eukaryota; Viridiplantae; Streptophyta; Magnoliopsida; Fabales; Fabaceae. The transcript has a single exon. The record is from RefSeq and is a predicted model, not a curated record. Bases 1 to 558 code for a protein of 185 amino acids.
AUGACCAGGAUUGGAGACUUUUUGGGAGCUCCAAGGGCUCAAGUUCGUCGAAAUCCCACGCCUCCUCCUCGACCAGAAACACCGAUUCGACAAGAGGAGAUGACAGACGAUACUGUCGAACAAGAAUAUCAGGAAUUCGAACACAUCCCAAGGGUGGCACGAAGGCCCCCCGUGGUACUGGUUAAUCGUAACCAGGAUCCAGACCAGGUGGUUCGACAAGUUCGACACGAUGCAACCAUGGGGGAACAAAACCUAGAGGCUAUCAUCGAACGAAUCAUAGUGCAAAACAGAGUAAGUCCUUGCCUCCAGCGAGCGACGUACUCCUCACCUCUACCACAUUUUGUCUUACAGACAGAAUUGCCAAGGGAAUGGGAAAUCCCUAAGUUUACUAAGUUCACGAGGGAUACUGAAGAAUCCACCAUCGAGCACGUGGCCAGGUACCAGACCGAAGCUGGUGACAUAGCGAGAAAUGAGGACUUGAAGUUAAAAUACUUCCCAAGUUCUCUUACGAAAAAUGCAUUUACAUGGUUCACAAUGCUACCUCCACAGUCAAUUUAA